Molecule: messenger RNA, 807 nt
Organism: Aspergillus affinis
Lineage: Eukaryota; Fungi; Ascomycota; Eurotiomycetes; Eurotiales; Aspergillaceae
Product: amine oxidase
Exons: 2
Coding region: 1-807 (268 amino acids)
Molecular function (GO): oxidoreductase activity
Source: RefSeq, a predicted model, not a curated record
AUGUUCUCUUUUUGGAAGCAAGAGGACCGUAUCGGUGGUCGGACAUGGACUGCUAAAACUCUGGGUGAGGAAAUCGAGAUGGGAGGCACAUGGGUUCAUUGGAGUCAGCCACAUGUAUACACUGAGUUGCACCGGCAUGAAAUGGCUGGCACGAUUGAGAGGGCAAGAAUGUACAAGUUGGAGAAUGGAGGUAGGAACUGUCUUAGUGAUAUCACAUUCAACCCACCACUGUCUCCCAUCCGGCAAACAGCAGUUGUCCAAGGACACAUCAACAAGGGCGCAAAGAUCCAUCUCAAGCUGCGAGAAAAACUCCCCGGCUGGACCUGGACAAGCUCAGGAUACCGGACCUCGGAGUGCUUUUUCGCCUUCUCCGAUCACAGUCGGACUCAUCCCUCCGGUCCGUCGGGAACAUGGUGUAUAGGGUUUGGAUAUAAUGGCAAGCUCGCCGAUAAAACGGACUCGCAGCAUAUUAUAUGGCAGUUCAAGGAAAGCCUCUAUUCCAACGUGACGAUUGAGGCUUAUGCGACCCAUGACUGGAUGAAUGAUCCUUACGCCAAGGGUGCCUGGGCGUGCUGGGGGCCAAACAGCGCAUCCAAGUUUCUGGAAAAAUCACAGCGCCGUCAUGGACGGAUUGUGUUUGCAAGUGCGGAUUGGGCGGAUGGGUGGAGGGGGUUUGUCGAUGGAGCUAUCAAACAAGGCCAAGUUGCCGUGCGGGAAGUGCUGAAGUUGUUGAAGGAGCAAGGGGUGGCUCAGUCGAGGCUAUACUCCUUGUUCUCUGAAAACUGGCUGCAGUUAACUGUCGGUUGA